Molecule: messenger RNA, 966 nt
Organism: Salvia splendens (bonfire salvia)
Lineage: Eukaryota; Viridiplantae; Streptophyta; Magnoliopsida; Lamiales; Lamiaceae
Exons: 3
Coding region: 1-966 (321 amino acids)
Source: RefSeq, a predicted model, not a curated record
AUGCUGCAUAGUUUCUCUCUAAGGUUUGGCGUACCUCCCGAUGUGAUAGACCAGAUCAGCACGCUGAUCGAGUUGGGGGUGAAGGAUGUGAGGCGGUUGAGUCUGACUAGCCAUGGCGAGUUCUCUGUGACCUCAGCCUGGGAGAGCAUCCGGACUAGAUUGCCGAAGAGGGAGAUUUUUGGCAUAAUUUGGAAUCAGGGGUUGACCCCCACCAUCUCGGUGUUCAUUUGGAGGUUACUGUUUGGUAGGCUGUCGGUGGAUGAGAAGUUCCAGAGGAGGGGGAUUGAGUUAGCGUCUAGACACUGGAGGUGGGAGAGGGAGGACUGGUUCGAGGUUCUGAUGGAGGCCUUCUGCGUGCCUUCUGUUCUCCGUUGGGACACCUCCGGGGACAGUACCCCUGGGCCGGACGGUUUCACCUUAACCUUUUUCCAGAAAAGCUGGUCAAUUGUGGGUCUGGAUUUUACCGAUGCCAUCGACCAAUUCUUCAAAGGUGCGUUUCUUCCACGUUGCAUCACCGCAACCACGAUUGUGCUCCUCCCAAAGAGAGAAAAUCCUGCCAUGUGGUCGGAUUACCGGCCUAUUAGUCUGUGCAAUGUGAUUAACAAAGUCAUAACAAAGAUCCUCACGGCUAGACUCUCGCCACUACUCCCGCUUGUGAUCUCGCCGAAUCAAAGCGGCUUUGUUAAGGACCGCCUGCUGAAUGAUAACUCGUUGCUCACUCAGAAAAUGUUUCAUGAAUUAUCUAGAUGCAGACCCUCCCCAAACGUUGCUCUCAAGCUCGACAUGCCAAAGGCCUACGACCGAGUGGCUUUUCCUCCUUUCCUCUCAAACUCGUUGCUUCUGGGUCCCUGGUUUCCGAUUCGCCAUGAUGCAGUCCAGUGGCCUUUCCUCCUUAAAGUUAUGCAGCACAUGGGAUUUCCUGAGCCUUGGCUGAGCCUAGUUGACCGUUGUAUAGGCUCGUGCUAG